CCGGCGGCCCCUGAUAUGGAGUGGACUUGCUGUCCGGGCCGGGCUAUAAGUGCGCCUGCGCGCAGGCCGGGCGCCGCGGUCCUUGACUGUGCUGCGCUGGGCGCCGGGUGGAGCCAUGCGGAGAACGGACUGCGAGCAGCCCCCAAAGCGGCCCCGGUGCGAUGGCAGCCCCAGAACCCCUCCGAAUACUCCUCCCGCGGCGACUAACUGUUCGCCGGGACCCAAACUCCACCCCGACCAUCGGACCUGGGACCCGGAGCAGGUGUGCUCCUUCUUGGAGCGCAGCGGCUUCAAGGAACCGGGACUGCUGAGAAACAUCCGAGGGGAUAAUUUUAGUUCCUUGGAGGAGAGGAAGAAACUGCUUCAUUAUAUCCAACAAUUGAGUCAAACCCACAUGGAGACAGUGAAGGUGAUUAAUGAUCCUAUCCAUGGCCAUAUUGAGUUCCACCCUCUCCUUAUCCGAAUCAUUGACACUCCUCAGUUCCAGCGACUUCGGUAUAUUAAGCAGUUGGGAGGUGGUUACUAUGUAUUCCCAGGAGCUUCGCACAAUCGAUUUGAACAUAGUUUAGGGGAAUACAAAAUGCAUGAACAGGGCUCGGUUCACAUGUUUGAGCAUCUGAUUAAUUCUAAUGGACUCAAAGAUGUCAUGAAACAUUACGGUCUUGUCCCUGAAGAAGAUAUUUGCUUCAUCAAGGAACAAAUUACUGGAAUACUUGAUUCACCAAUCAAAGGAUCAUUGUGGCAGUACAAAGGACGUCCUAAACAGAAAAGUUUCCUGUAUGAAAUCGUGGCUAAUAAAAGAAAUGGCAUUGAUGUGGACAAAUGGGAUUAUUUUGCCAGGGACUGUCAUCAUCUUGGAAUCCAAAACAACUUUGAUUACAAGCGCUUUCUUAAGUUUGCCCGAGUCUGUGAGGUGGACGAUGAGAAGCAUAUUUGUACUAGAGAAAAGGAGGUUGGAAAUCUGUAUGACAUGUUCCACACACGCAACUGUUUACACCGAAGAGCUUAUCAGCACAAAGUGGGCAACAUCAUCGAUACAAUGAUUACAGAUGCCUUCCUCAAAGCAGACCCCUACAUGGAAAUUGAAGGUUCUGAAGGGAAAAAGUAUCACAUUUCCACAGCAAUCGAUGACAUGGAGGCCUUCACCAAGCUGACAGGUAAGAAUCAGGUUACAUGCAGGGUUAUCAACAUGGACUAUGGAAUGAAAGACAAGAAUCCAAUUGAUCAUGUUCAUUUCUAUGGCAAGAGGGACUUGCAAACAGCAAUCAAGAUUUCUAAAAAGCAGGUUUCACGCUUCCUACCAGAGACAUUUGCAGAACAGCUGAUCCGUGUGUACUGUAAGAAGACAGAUGAAAAGAGUCUGUUUGCUGCUACACAACAGUUUGUCCAGUGGUGCAAAGACCGAGACUUCACCAAGCCACCGGAUGGUGAUAUCGUAGCCCCACUCAUAACACCUCACAAAAAGGAGUGGUGCUACCAGACUUCAGAAACUCACAGAAAAAAGCUUAACUUUCAAGAUGGCUGAAUGUCUGCAGUUGGUUAUUGACCCUCCCCACCCCUUCUUCACAGAGAAGUUGGGGACAUUUAAUCACAGUUCCGCACACUGAUUAAGCCGUGCUUUCUUAUGUUGUAUUUUGAGUGUAUACCUAUGGUGAUGGUGAUUUUUAUUCAAAGAAAUGAGAAACAUGCUACCCAGCUGAUGGGAAGCAUUCCCUUUUUUAACAUUAAUUAAAGCCUUUCUCUCUUACUAAUCUA
This is a messenger RNA of Dipodomys ordii (Ord's kangaroo rat), 1755 nucleotides long. It is a transcript of the gene Samhd1, whose product is annotated as SAM domain and HD domain 1. The coding region runs from base 116 to 1525 and encodes 469 amino acids. The record is from RefSeq and is a predicted model, not a curated record. Gene Ontology annotation, molecular function: dGTPase activity. Gene Ontology annotation, biological process: regulation of innate immune response; dGTP catabolic process; defense response to virus. The transcript has 12 exons. Gene Ontology annotation, cellular component: nucleus. NCBI's taxonomy places the organism in Eukaryota, Metazoa, Chordata, Mammalia, Rodentia, Heteromyidae.